AUGAAUGGCACUUCGACAAAACUAUCACAUCCCGAUGACGAAGCUCCACUGCCUAAAUAUACUUCGAAGAUAUGCUCUCCCACAAAAAGGACUCUGAAUAAUAAGAACUAUCUAGCAGAAGAAGCACCAGUCUAUAAUCGAAACGAUCAUACGAGGGACCUCCCACCAGUGCCGGUUCCCGUUUUCACGAAUAACCCAGAGAGCGCUCGAAAUAGUAAUAGCAAUCGGCAGCGUCAAGAUACUAAGCUAGGACAGUAUCAUACUGGAUUUCAUAGGUUAAGUGAUAUUAAGGUGGGGAACAGCAGAUUAAGAUCACGACCAAAUGCUCAGCAAUACCACCAGCAGCAGCAACUUACAUAUGAAAAUGCCCGCAACAAUGGCAAUAAUAAUGUCAAAUUUUCCUCUAACCGACUUGCCAAACCAACUACGCAGACCCCAAAAAUCUCAACUUUUGUGGAGAUACGUGAUUCAUCUGAAAUUGUUGUACCCAAUCCGGCUCAAAAACAGCGAAUUUUAGCAGAGAGAUACUUCUCAGCGCCGAUUGAUUUCGCAGAGUUACAGCGGGAGACAGGGAAACAUAAACCCAUUAUCAAUAUUGUAAACACUAACUCACCAGGACAACCAAAAAACGGGCAAAUCUACAAAUUGAGUGUACCCAUUUUAUCCUCUCACAAGGGUUAUCAUGUUAUAAAAGAUCAAAUAAAAGACAUUUAUCGAUCCAAAUAUCAAGUUUCACAACCGCUUUAUGCAUUUGGAAAUGAGAAUGUCAGAUAUUCAAGUUUAAAAGAUUUAGAGAGUAAAGAUAUUAACAAUGCCAGCAACAAGUUUAGCUCAAAACGACUACAGAGUACACAAGUUUUAGACCGCCAACUUCUUGCUGCAUCCAACGGAAACGAUAGCUUUGAAUUAAGUUUUGAUGGAAAAGCAUUGGAUCGAAGCGACAUUUUCCGCAUGGUAGACUCGUUUACUGUUGCUUUAUCUGAUGACGAUGACGAGGACAAAAUCAUAAAUGCAGCGAACAAAAACCUUCUCCCUUCAGAAAUGACAAAUUCCGUUUACUAA
Zygotorulaspora mrakii is the source of this 1062-nucleotide messenger RNA. RefSeq lists its product as uncharacterized. Bases 1 to 1062 code for a protein of 353 amino acids. The record is from RefSeq and is a predicted model, not a curated record. The transcript has a single exon. NCBI's taxonomy places the organism in Eukaryota, Fungi, Ascomycota, Saccharomycetes, Saccharomycetales, Saccharomycetaceae.